AUGUUAGCAGAAUCUAAAUGGGAGGACGAGCGUGCAAAGGGCCUUGCUGAACUCUUUCACCGGCGAUCAUUGCUUCAGAGUUCAAGCCUAGCGAUUGAGGAUGGAGAAGAUUUCAUCACCUACAGAGACCUCCACACUAAGGCUCUAGCUUUGGCCUGGAAAAUUCACACUCAGCACCCUGCGGACAUAUCGCCCAUCGGAAUUAUUAUUCCACGAAGCAUAAACCAUAUACUUUCCCAGGUGGCUAUUAUAUACUCUGGACGAGCAUGCGUUCCGCUGGAUGAUGAACUACCCGACAGUUAUCUUCAGACUGUACUGAAGAGUAUUGGUUCAAGCAUAAUAAUCACCGAUACUACUCAGCAACACAGAUUGCCGUCAUGUCAUCAUAUAGUCCUCGACCACCACUCUCUCUUCGAUCUACCCGACACAAGUUUUCAGCCUAUUGAAAAUGGCCCACAGGCCUGUUGUCAUAUACUUCACACAUCUGGCACAACUGGCAAAGCAAAGGCAGUCGAGGCCCGAGCCGAAGGCCUUAUCAACAUCUGUCUGGAUCCUAUAGGUCUCGUGAGGAAAGGCCAACGCCUAUGCCAUGCAUCUCGCCCAAUCUUUGAUUUAUCUGUACUAGAUAUCUGGGCCACAUUAUUAAAUGGCGGCACGAUUGUCAUCAUCGGGCAGGAGACUUUGCUGGAUCCAGUGUCGCUAAGUGACUUUCUCCGGAUCAAGAGAAUUGACGUGUUGCCACUCACGACAUCACUUUUGACGGUCAUGGCAUAUAGUUGCCCCGGGGCCUUUUCAACGCUCAACACUCUCAUCACAGGAGGCGAGGCGAUCAACUGCCAAACGAUUGAAUCGAUAUUCAGAGAAGGCGCCCCAAGUCGAAUUAUUAAUGGAUAUGGUCCUACGGAGUGCUCAGUGUUCUCGCUUUUGCAUGUUGUUUCCCAGGACGAGGCUACGAGGGGAGAGAUCCCGCUUGGAAAGCCACCGUGGAAUGUGGAAACUUUUAUAGUUGACGAGAAAUUGAACCUGGUCAAACCUGGCCAGGUUGGUGAACUGCUCGUAUCCGGCGUUGGAGUCGCUGGUGGUUAUAUCGAUGAUCAACCCUCGACGGACAAAAGCUUUCUUCACUUGCCUCGUUUACCUCGUACCAUAAAGGGUGGAACGGGCAAAGUGUACAGAACGGGUGACCUCGUCCAAGCCGACCCAGAAGGAACGCACUACUUUAUUGGACGGCGUGACAACCAGGUCAAAAUUAGAGGCCAACGGGUCGAGUUGGAGGCGUUGGAAGCGAUUCUAUUGCGGACUGGGUUAGUCAACGCUGCUGUUGUAAUCGUGAUUGCACCAAAAGGAGUGGAUAAAGGCCAGUUUCUGCUGGCCUUCUGUAUACCGACAUCCUCCAAUGUCACUUCAGCUGCAAUUAGCAGGUCCUAUAUUGAAGAGGCGCCUCACCUUGUUCUGCCUAGGGUUGAGAUAAUCGACAAACUUCCCUUAAGGACCACAGGUAAAGUCGAUCGGAAGUUAUUAGAAGAGCAAUACUUUCAACGAAUUACACUUUCACGGACGAAAGCAAUCCGAUCCCACAAUGACACAAGCGCCAUCACCGCAGAGAUCGAGUAUAUUUGGACGGAUGUCUUUGGACUUACCAGCGAUCGCGUCUCUCGAACAGAUGGAUUCCUUGCAAUGGGUGGAACGUCACUUAUGGCAGCCAUGAUGAUAGCCAGAAUUAAUAGAACCUUCGGCACCUCGGUCCAAGUACGGGCGUUAUAUGAGAACACAACAAUUGAGAAGCUCGAAAGCCUGGUGGCCAAUGUGCAGGGUGAGGGCGAGUACCUGAAAUCUCAGGCGGAUGAAGAGAUCUGGUGGCAAGAUUCACAGCUUGGCCAGCAUCUAAGGCCAAUGGUUGCCAAGGUUACCCCUUGUCAGCACUGUUCGGAAGGCCGAGUCUUCCUGACCGGUGCAACAGGGUUUGUCGGGAUAUUCCUGCUGGCAACUCUCCUUCAAAGACCGAAUGUGAAGAAGGUGGCCUGUCUUGUCCGUGCAGAAAAUAAGACUUCAGCUGAACGCCGUCUACAAAACACGCUAGCCAAAUAUUCUCUCCUUGCGGAUCUCAGUAAAGCCAUUGCCCUGCCGGGUGACUUUUCUCAACCUAACCUCGGCCUGACUGCCUAUCAAUAUGAUUAUUAUGCCGAAUGGGCUAGCGUUGUGUUCCACCUCGGCGCAAAGGUGAGCUAUGUGGCUCCGUAUUCCUCGCACCGGGAAGAAAACGUUGUCGGAACUCUGAGGAUGCUAGAAUUCGUGAACCACAAACGAUUGAAGGCUCUGCACUACACUUCGACCAUUGCAGCCUAUGGCCCGACAGGAUACAUUACCGGUACGAAGGUUGUCCCCGAAGAUGAGCGUCCUGCUCCUCAUCUGGCCGCCUUGUCAUAUGAUACGGGCUAUUCACAAAGCAAGUACGUCGCCGAAGCCAUUAUGUGGAAUGCUAUCGAUAAUGGCUUCCCCAUUGCAAUCUACCGAUCCGGGUUCGUCCUUGGGCACAGCAAAACUGGAGUUUGCAACCGAAAUGACUUUGUCUCUCGCCUCUACACCAGCUGCAUGGAGAUGGGUGUAUAUCCGUUUCUACCAGAUCAGCGAAAGGAAUUCGUCGCCGUUGACUUUGUCGUCAACGCAAUGGUCCAUAUCGCAUCAUCCCAUUCGAAUCUAGGACACGCCUACAAUCUUGUCCAGCCCGAUAUCACUAACGCCCUCGAUGUCAACACCUGUUUUGAAGUCCUGAAUCGGAUCUCUCCGCAGAAGAUGCGCGGUAUCCCAUACAAAGACUGGGUGAAUUCUCUAUCAACGCGGUCAGAUAGUCGAUUGCAACCUCUCAUUCCCUGCUUCAAAGAGCCUGUCCUAGGCGAUAAGACGCGCUGGGAGGUUUACGAGAAGAUGACCGAGUACGGUAGGGAAAACCUCCGUUAUGCUUUGCGGGAUGCCCCGGAAAUCAUCAAGUGCGACACCUUGGAAGUGCUGUUUCUAAAACUGCUCCCAAGCUGGCUGCCUUCCAGUGCGCAAGCAUCGUCCAGUGAUAAGAAAUGUUGA
Messenger RNA from Aspergillus steynii IBT 23096, 3078 nucleotides. Its product is annotated as non-ribosomal peptide synthetase. Bases 1 to 3078 code for a protein of 1025 amino acids. Lineage: Eukaryota; Fungi; Ascomycota; Eurotiomycetes; Eurotiales; Aspergillaceae. The transcript has a single exon. The record is from RefSeq and is a predicted model, not a curated record.